Molecule: messenger RNA, 2040 nt
Organism: Plasmodium cynomolgi strain B
Lineage: Eukaryota; Apicomplexa; Aconoidasida; Haemosporida; Plasmodiidae
Exons: 2
Coding region: 1-2040 (679 amino acids)
Source: RefSeq, a predicted model, not a curated record
AUGAGGAUCUAUCAGGUGGUACUACUGCUAGUGUUGUCCUUCACGGUUAGCCAUUUGUACAACUACGGAAAGUUGAAAUGUGGGAAAUGGACUGUUAGAAAGUACUCCGAACGGGUAAGGUGGAGAAUGCUUAACGGGGAAGUCGAUGAAGAUUUCCUACAAAGCGGUAAUUUACCAGAUGGAAGAAAUGAUGAGCAUAGUGUGAAUGAAGAGAUCUCACGUGCAGUUCCAAGUGAAGAGGUUGAAUUUAUUGACAAGGAUACUGGAGAGAGUAUGCAUGUAGAUGUGGAGGAGUUAGGUAGGAACCAUUCUCAUCGUGUCACGGAAAGUGGACCCUCUAUGCGUAGCAGGAAUGGCAGGGAUGUGCAUGCUGACCAAGAGACAGGAGAAAUACCGCAGGGAAAUGAUGGGGGAGUAGAGAAAACUGAUUCAAGUUUGAUAGAGAAGAACACAGUGGAAGGUGGCAGCGAUGGGAGGUAUCUUCUCAUGCAACAUGGAGAAGAAGAAAAGGAGAAGCAGCCCAAAAGAAGCAUACAAGGUAGCAGUGCAGAGGAGGGACUAAAGAGCAUACCAAAUGACACAAUGACGGCCAUCAAGGGUAAGGAGUUGAACUGGCUCAGAAAUAUAAUUAGCAAAAUUAAUUAUGUGCAAGCGAUUGGGGAACUGCUAAAAGUGGCUGACGAAGGGGAAAGACAGUCCUCUGGAAGAAGCAUCCUUUGGAAGGCAGAAAAGGAAGGAGAAAAUGGACGAGAUAAGGAACGAGAAAAGGAACGAGAAGAGGAACGAGAAAAUGCUGCACUUGGGGACAUUCUGGGGGGAAAUAACCCAAAUGGAGGGAAAAAGGGGGAGCUUCCGAAUGGAGCUAAGAACGAUGAAAUGAUAAAGGGAUAUGCAAAUGUACUGUUAAACGAAAGGAAGAACAUGUUGAAGGAAAAUGUUCGCAAUUUUUUAAGCAGAGUUUUUAACCUAAUCGUUCGCGAAAAGCUAAUGACUCGCAUUUGCAACAGGGGGGGGGAAGUCCCCGGGGGUGCGCAGCAGGAUGGGGCGGACAAGCCAAAGGGUGAGGAGUGUGCUAAAAGGCGAACUGGCGACUGCAGCCGGGGGAAGGCCUCCUCUCAUCCAAGCGGCGAUUCAGGCGGUGAUUCAAGCGGCGGUCCAAGCGGCAAUCCAACCGUUGAUCCAAAGGGGGACCACACGAACUGCCACCUGCCCAAGCUGAGUGGAACGAAGUUCUACCAGUCGGAAGACCUCUACAACUACUACAGCUCUCUGGAAGAAAUGCUAAAAAGCAGGAACAUUCGCUGGAAAACGGAUCGGGUGUCAAGGUACUUCACCUUCUACCCGAGCAAAAAAAUAAAAGACAGCAUGGAAGAUGUAAUGGAGAACAAAAUAUUCAUAGAAUCCGUUAGAAGCGUUUUAUUCGACUCACAUGAAAAAAACAAACAAAAUGUUUACACAAGUUUUGCCGUUGUUGUUGAGACACUGUUUUCUUUGAUAAAGGAAGAAAAGGUAAUUGCUGAUAUGUAUUCUUAUGUGAACUUAUUUUUCCAAGACAUAGACAUAUUGAACAUUAAGGUGUUAAAUUUUCUCAAAAAUUCUUCAACUGAAAAUCAUAAUUUUGGAGGUACCCCCGAUUUGUCCCUUACCAAUUUUGAAUACAUUUUGGCUAAGAUAUAUUCUCGUUCCGUUUUGGCUAACAUUUUUAGCACAAAAAUGAAUCACUCCGAUUCGAAAAAAUUGUCAAGAUUUCUCAUCAGUAGGAAUAACGAUUUGAAGUUUACUUUUCUGGAGAAGGUGCAGAACGUGAAUUCCGUUACUCCCAGUGAUGAAGGCGUUUCAGCCAUGGUCUUAACAAAAGAGGGGGGUGAAGUGAAUGUCCCCAUCCCGGUGACGGAUGACACGCUGUGCAAAUUUAUUCCCAUUCGGAAGAAACUACUGUACGAAAAACUAAGCGUCACGAGGAAAAUCGCAGAAGAAGUAAUCCUGGACUACCUGUUCCGAUUACUCCUGAGGAAGGUGCAUGAAUAUGUGAUGGAGUGA